AGCUAUACUGACGCCCUCGGAGGCAAUUUUUAGGCACCUGAAUAUAUGUCGAAUUCUCUAGACGGAGAACGGAUACCGUCGUCGGAUCAGCGCCGUGACGACCAACAGUCCCAAGAAUGGGAGACCAUGGCUCGAGCCUGGCUUUGUGCGUUCCCCGAGGCAAAAGCCGUAAGCGUCAGCCAAGUCGAAGCCUGGGUCGACUCCAACCACAGCUCGCUACCGGCCGGCCUGCAAUCCAUGCCUCGCUCGGAGCUCAUCGAGAAGUUCCUCUCCAUUCAAAAUUACAUGAGAAUGCCUUCUGAGCAUGACAAAGAACCAAGUCAGGUUGACAUUCAUCCAGCUCGAUUUCAACGCACUGAUCAGUGGAGACCAGUUUACUCUUGGUUAGAGUCCUUGGACACAGAUGAAGUGGUCAAAUCUAAAGAUAUAUCUGACUGGUUAAAUGAGAAUGCAACAGUCAAAGAAGAUUUAUGCACUAGACAUUCUCGAUAUCAUUUGAUGCAUUACAUCAAGAAGUGCCAUCUGAAAAUACUGAAGAGGAAGGAAAAGAAGGUUGGCAUGCAGCCGUCCAACAAGGAAAGUGCUUUGAAAGUGCAGAAGGAUGUCAUUACAAAGCAACCAGCAACACUUUCCAGCAAUCCUUUUAGUAACUUACCCAAGGACAGUGAUCUCUAUGUGGCAAAACGAAAUGAAGCUUUAAGCAAAUACAAGAUCUUACUUGAGUUGGAAAAGAAGCUCAUCCCCGUGUUCGCCAAGCAGAAAUGAAUGCAUCUUAAAACAACAGCAAAUGUCUGCUUAAGGGUCCUAGACAGAAGUGACUACCAUUGGAGGUUUUAACCUAUUCGUUUAUCCAGUAUCAUCCUUGUAAAUUUUAGGUAAUAUUUUAUAUUUCGUGAAUGUCAAUUUUAAAGAACUUAUAAAAAGUUAUUUUCCACAGACCCCAAAACCUCCAAGGUCAUCUCCAUUGGCCCCAAGUGGGUGUCU
Molecule: messenger RNA, 984 nt
Organism: Rubroshorea leprosula
Lineage: Eukaryota; Viridiplantae; Streptophyta; Magnoliopsida; Malvales; Dipterocarpaceae
Source: the annotation of a GenBank genome assembly